AAAAGAUAUUCAUAAGAUAUUAUUAAUGAAAUUUCAUGUGUAAACUAAAAGAGAAGAAUUAUUCCUUUGAAAAAACUCAAGAUACAUUAUUUUUAUAUAAGUGGAAUAUUAAUUAAAUGAUUAAUCAUUAUGUUGAAACAAAAUUAUACAUCUUGGAACAAAUCACAAAAUUCUAGACAAGAUGAGAUGAUUUUUCCAAAUCAUGUUUCUCUAGCUGAGAAAAUGAAACCUAAAAACUUUACUUCUUAUAUAGGUCAAAAACAUGUGAUUGGAUCUAAUACAAUAUUACAUAAUUUUUUGAAAAUAGGAGAAAUUCCUAGUAUGAUACUGUGGGGACCACCUGGUUGUGGUAAGAAAUCUUUAAUCAAUGUUAUAAUACAAUUAACCAAAGAAAAAUUCAAAGAUAAAAUACACAUUGUAAAAUUAGUUGCAACAGCUUGCGGUGUUGGGGAUAUUAAAAAAGCCGUAGAAACAGCAAAAAAUGUACUUAAAUCUGAUCAUAGAACAAUUGUCGUUAUGGAUGAAAUUCAUCGUUUCAAUAAACUUCAACAAGAUAUAUUCUUACCACACGUCGAAGCUGGAACAUUUAUUCUUAUUGGAUCGACAAUAGAAAAUCCUUCUUACAGUUUAAAUCCAGCAUUGCUAAGUCGAUGUCGUAUAUUUUCAUUAGAUAAAUUAUCAGUAGAAGACAUCAUUGAAAUACUUACAAAAAGCAUACAUUGUAUAGGUGGUAGAAUUCAAAAUUCAUUAAAUUGUAAUGAUGUUUCAAAGUUUAUGAUUCAUAAUGACACAUUGAAGUGGUUAGCUGAAGUAUGUGAUGGUGAUGCACGCACUGCAUUAAGUGGUUUAGAAUUAGCAAUUCGUAGCAAAAAUGUAUUACAUAAUAAAAAAUUUGUUAUAAAUAUUGAAGAUAUCAAAGACGGUUUAAUACAUAUGAGCACGAUUGCUGAUAAUAAAAGUGAACAAACGCAUCAUUUGUAUUCUGCUUUGCACAAAUCAAUUUUUGCGGGUAAACCAAAUGCUGCUUUAUAUUGGUUAGCUAGGAUAAUGGCUGCUAAAGAAGAUCCUGUAGAUAUUGCUAGACGCUUAAUUAGAAUAUCGGGUGAAGAUAUUGGUUUUGCAGAUCCAGAUGCUAUUGGUUUAGCAGUUCAUACAUUAAAUGCCUGUCAAAUGAUUGGUAUGCCUGAAAGUGACGUUCUAUUAGGACAAUGUGUAGUUUAUUUAACUAGAGCACCCAAAUCUCGUCUGAUUUAUAAUGCUUUUAAGGCAGCUCAACAAUUUAUAAACAAUAGUAAAGAACCACAGCCAGAUGUUCGGCAACACAUUCAAUGUAUAUCAGAAGAAGAAAAGCUUGAAUUUAGCAUUGAAUCAAAUAAAUAUAAUUUAUCAAGGAAUUUAAAUACUAAGAAAAAUCAUUUACCAAAGAGUCUACAACACGUUAACUUCUUUCAUGAAGAUUUGCGAUAAUCAUUUUAUAUGCUAUGCCAACUUUUUUAUACUCUAUUAGAAAAAAAU
Molecule: messenger RNA, 1515 nt
Organism: Polistes dominula (European paper wasp)
Lineage: Eukaryota; Metazoa; Arthropoda; Insecta; Hymenoptera; Vespidae
Product: ATPase WRNIP1
Biological process (GO): DNA synthesis involved in DNA repair; DNA-templated DNA replication
Cellular component (GO): nucleus
Molecular function (GO): enzyme activator activity; ATP hydrolysis activity; single-stranded DNA helicase activity
Source: RefSeq, a predicted model, not a curated record